UUCUCCAAUGCAUGAGGCACCUGGCAUGCCCCAGAGCUCCACGUGUGUGCUAGAAUUAGGCAGUGCGUGGCUUGGGGCUCUGCCUCUGCGUGCACCUCCUGACUGACCCUGAAUGAUUUGACAUGACAGCUGAUUCAAGGAAACUACGCUGCCUAACCAACAUAUUGGGUCAGUCAUGAAGUUCAAAAGAGGAAACAAGUUUAAGAGAUCAUCUAAAUCUAAACAGAAAGGCAUCAAAGUAACAGGACGAUGGAAGCCCGUUGAGAUUGACCCGAAUCUUUUUGCCGAUGAGCAGCUUGGAGGUUUAGUCUGUUUUGAGGAGCUCACAGAUUAUAGUAUGGUGGCUUCCUCUAAAGCAAGGGAAGAGAAGGUCAGGAGAAAAUCUGAGGGAGGGAACGAGGAAGAGGAAGAGCUCUUGAUAGAAGAUGGUGCCAUUCCCAAAAAGAAGAAGAGAAAGCGAGAGAAAAGUGUUGAACAUGAGACAACUGGCAGUGAUGAUCCUAAAAUAGAGGAAACACUGAUUCGUCAGGAUUCCAAGCAUGAAGAUGCCAUUGUUAGCUGCGACCAAGAUGAGAGCAAUGCAGAGAGCAGUGCUACAGGCCUGAAAAGAAAAGAAGUGAGGAGAAAGCGGAAACGUAGGAAGAAAGCAUGCCCUCCCCAAGAUGUCCUUGAACCUGUUAAAUCUUCUAAAACGGUCAAAAACUGGACAUCAGAAGCUCUAUCUGUAUCUUUGGAUCAGAAAGUAGAUAUGUCUGCCUGGAAAGGCCUCUUUGUCCCAAAGCCUGUUCUUCAGGCACUGAGUGAAUUGGGAUUCAAUGCACCAACCCCUAUUCAGGCUCUGGCUCUGCCUUCUGCAAUUCGAGAUGGCAUGGAUGUUCUUGGAGCUGCAGAAACAGGAAGUGGAAAGACGCUUGCUUUUGCAAUCCCAAUGGUCCAUUCCAUCCUACAGUGGCAAAAAUCAGAAGGUUUCGCAAGUGGAAGUGAUGACCUUUUUGAUGAAGUGGCAGAUAGUGUGGAGGAUAUGUCAGACCAGGAAGCAGAAGACCUAAAUCCCGACAAGGAGGAAGCUAGUGGCCCUGAUGACAACACCAAAUCUCUAGCAACAGAUUGUGUGAAGGUGCUCGAGGAUGCAGAACUGGGCCCCCAGACCGACACUGCUGUUGUAGAUAAAAGCAAUCCUCUUCUGGGAUUGGUCUUGACUCCAACAAGGGAAUUGGCUGUCCAAGUAAAGCAUCAUAUUGAUGCAGUUGCCCGGCUCACAGACAUUAAAACAGCCAUUCUGGUCGGAGGAAUGGCACCUCAGAAACAGCAGCGAGUCUUGAAAAGAAGGCCAGAAAUCAUCAUUGCAACCCCAGGACGCCUGUGGGAGCUAAUUCAGGAGAAACAUCCCCAUCUCUCAGAUCUGCGGCAGCUCAGGUGCCUGGUGAUCGAUGAAGCAGACCGGAUGGUUGAGAGAGGACAUUUCUUAGAACUCUCUCACUUGCUAGAAAUGUUGAGCGAUUCACAGUAUAACCCCAAACGGCAGACGUUUGUUUUUUCUGCCACCCUGACUUUGAUCCACCAAGCUCCCGCUAGAGUUCUCCAGAAGAAAAAAGCUACCAAAAUAGACAAAAAGACCAAGCUGGAAACACUGAUGCAAAAAGUGGGCAUCAAGGGUAAGCCCAAAGUGAUCGACUUGACAAGGAAAGAGGCCACUGUGGAGACCCUCACAGAAACCCGCAUCCACUGUGAUACAGAAGAGAAAGACUAUUACCUCUAUUACUUUCUCCUUCAGUACCCAGGCAGGACGAUGGUUUUUGCAAAUAGCAUUGAUUGCAUCAAACGACUCACUUCGCUUCUGACAAUCUUGGACUGCAACCCUCUGCCUCUCCAUGCAAACAUGCACCAGAAACAAAGGUUAAAAAACCUGGAGAGAUUUGCUGAACGUGACAGCUGUGUGCUACUGACAACAGAUGUUGCCGCUCGUGGUCUUGACAUUCCUAAUGUGCAGCAUGUCAUCCACUACCAGGUUCCACGUACUUCUGAGAUUUACGUGCACAGAAGCGGCAGAACAGCCAGGGCUACCAACGAGGGCCUGAGCUUGCUGCUGAUUGGCCCAAGUGACGUGAUCAAUUUUAAGAAGAUUUAUAAGACGUUGGGGAAGAAUGAGGAGCUUCCUUUUUUCCCUGUCGAAACAAAAUGCAUGUCUGCUAUCAAGGAGCAGGUGAACCUGGCAAGACAGAUCGAGAAGGUGGAAUAUUUCAAAAACCGAGCAAAGCACCAUAACUCUUGGCUCCAGCAAGCCGCAGACGCUCUCGAGCUUGAUUUGGAUGACAACCUACUAAUAGGAGGCAAGCCCAGCGAGGAAGAAGAGAGUGAGAAGCAGAAAAUGCUGAAGGGGAUGAAGAAGCAUCUGAAACAUUUGCUCUCUCAGCCAGUAUUUAAAAACCUGAUGAAGACCAAAUACCCAACCCAGUCCGGGAAACUGUCCUUGCCUAAUAUUUCAGGGGAGCAUUUCCAGUCUGCACUGGGAGCCAUGUCAAAAGCACAAUUGAAAAAAAGGAAGAAACAAGAUGUCGGUCCAAAAUGCUUCAGCAAUGAGGUGGUUCUCUUUGGCAGGAAAAGAAAAUGAAAACAUGCUAUGGAGUGGGGUGGGGGGGUGGCACCCGAGUGUAUAUCAAGUAACAGGGAAUUACGUCUCUCAGCUCAUCCAACAGUAAUCUGUAUUACUUUAUUAUUAAAAGUUGUUAAAAAGG
Molecule: messenger RNA, 2735 nt
Organism: Hemicordylus capensis (graceful crag lizard)
Lineage: Eukaryota; Metazoa; Chordata; Lepidosauria; Squamata; Cordylidae
Gene: DDX24
Product: DEAD-box helicase 24
Exons: 10
Coding region: 176-2611 (811 amino acids)
Cellular component (GO): nucleolus
Molecular function (GO): nucleic acid binding; ATP binding; RNA helicase activity
Source: RefSeq, a predicted model, not a curated record